AGGACAGUGCAGUGCAUGCUGCAAAGGGCACAGAGCCACGUGUUUCAUGAUGCUUCUGUGCAUGUUUGGGUCAUUGAGCAAGAUUUAAAAACUAUUACCUACCAGUCAAAUCCGGAGACAAAAAGUCAUCAGUCUGUCGGUAAAAGCAGGUGACGUGUGCGAGCUGUGUGUGUGUUUGGGGAGCUACCUGAGGACUGAGACGACCUGCCUUUCAACUAAUCUCACAUUCCUAAAUGUAUGUCCUAUCACUGAGAAAAAUGCGUCUCGUUGUCUCUGUGAAUUAGACGGUACUCUUCUGUGGGAGGAUGAAAAUAAAUUUAAAAAAACGGAGUUUCUCGGUUUCUUUCCCCUGAAGGCAGAGCCAGCAGAGCCUCACAUGGUGAAGCACGCACUCCUGUGUCUCGUCCUCGCUUACUCUGACAAGGCAGGGACGGACUAACCGGGCGCCAGCGAUGUCUCUACUGUCCUUAAACGACCCCCCCGGCUGGACCGUGUGCUCCGCUCUGUGUAUCCUCAUCGUGUUGCUCCCGGAGGCCAAAGCCGACGACCCGAACGCCACCGCUCAGCGCAAUGGCGGGGGGUCCCAGUGUGGGGGGUACACAAACCAGGUGAUGGAGGAUGGGAUGUGUCGGCUGGUGGCCACGCUGCCUCAGCUGGACGAGCAGAAAUGCCCCGAUAUGUUCCGCUGCGCGGACGAGGUUUCCUACUGGCUGCACCAGAACGAGGAGAGGAAGCAGCAGAUCGCGGCGCUGAAGGAGACCGUCUCCGGGCUGCAGAGGGAGCUGAGGAACCACCGGCACCGCAUCCAUGUCCUCGAGCUGCAGAGUGAAGAGAGGAACCACUUAAAUACCUCUUUGGAGCAGCGUUUGUAUGAGCUGGAGCAUCACUACGCUGAAGCCACCACCCUGCUGCACCUUCAGAGUGGCCUGAUUCUUGACCUCCAGAACCACCUCCACAAUCUGACUGUUUUGGUGGAUAAUGUGAAAAAAAGCCCGGGGUGCUUGAUCAACAUCCCCCGGCCCAAUCCGUUGAUGAGUGCCCAAGAAGCCCUGCACUCAGAGAGUGCGAGGAACUGCCCCAUUGACUGCGCGUCCAUCUACUAUAAUGGCGUGAGGAGAUCAGGCCUCUACACGGUGGUGCCGUCGCGGGCCGGCGUGCCAGUGGAGGUCUACUGUGACAUGGACACGGAUGGCGGCGGCUGGACUGUGAUCCAGCGGCGCGCCGACGGCUCCUUGAGCUUCGACCGCAGCUGGAGGGACUACAGGGACGGUUUUGGGGACCUGCACUCCGAGUUCUGGCUGGGCAACAAUCACAUCCACGUCCUGAGCACCCAGGGGGACUACAGCCUCCGCGUCGACCUGGAGGACUGGAGCAACGUGCACAAGCACGCCCUCUACCAGAGCUUCAGCGUGGGCGACGAGGAGCAUCGGUACCGUCUGCGCGUGUCCGGCUUCAGUGGGACGGCGAAGGACUCGUUCAGCUGGUACCACGACAAGCAGGGCUUCAGCACGCCGGACAGCGGCAACAUCUGCGCCGAGAUCUCGCACGGCGGCUGGUGGUACAACCAGUGCUUCUACGCCAACCUCAACGGCGUCUACUACAGGGGAGGCCAUUACACCCCCAAAGGCCGGGGGCCGCUGGGUCCCGAUGGGAUCGUCUGGUACUCGUGGAGGGACUCGGACUACUACUCCCUGCGCAAGGUCAGCAUGAUGAUCCGACCGCGCUCCUUCCGAAGCCGCCUGUCGCCGUGACCCGCCGUGACGUCACGGAGGAGGAGGAGCUGAUCGUCCCCUUGUGUCCACAACGGCGACGACCUCGUUCCUGGUAUUUUGGACCCUCUGUGCACGUGCAGAUAUGACUGGUAUGCUCGAUGUUCUGAGGAAUGGAGAACACAUUCUGAAGCAUUUUCAUGCUGUGGAGUUCUUUAGGAGUUUUAACAUUUUUCAUUCCACCACGGACGAAAUUCUUAUUUUUUUUUUACUUCUGUUUUGUACUUUUAGUUUAAUACAUUAACACACUAUUAGCAACCCAACAUUUGCUUUGAAGUGUUGACGUAGUGGUUAAGGGCCUCCCAGAAGGCAUUUGCAACUGGCAGGAAGACCACAUGAAACUAUUUAAUGAUUCAUCUGCUUAUUACAUAUUUAUGAUUUCACUUCUACCCAAUUUCAUUCGUUUUGGAUUCGCAGCCAACUAUGAGUUUAAUCAAUUGUUAAAAUCUUUGUGGAAAAUAAAGAUUCAUUCAGAACACUAUUAUGUUAGAUAAUAUCCCUUUGAUGAGAGUACAGGGCAGGGAGCAAGAUGUGCUCUGAGGACUGUAUAUACAUUCUGUAUGGAUUGUAGAAUAAACAUUAUAUACAUAUCAAAUGGGACACAAAUGACACAAUUCCAUAUUUUAAGGGUUAAGUUUUUAUGAGCACUGUGUGCUGAUGAAUGAGCGAUAACUCAUAUCCUAGGAGGUUUGUACUCAAUUUACUUUAUUUUUAAGUAUGAAACUGUUUUACAGACUUGAGUUUGAGAGUCUUUCCUCUGCAAAAUUAUUGUUUCAAACUAAAACGAGCGCUGCGAGGCUUGAAGACAUUCUAACACGUACACUCAAACGCCGGGCGUACUUCACGCCACUUACACAUCCAGCAGCACCUGACGGCAGCCGCGAGCCGAAUAUACAGGGUGUAAAAGGGCUCUUUCACUUCCCCCACUACAAAAAAACUCUUUGACCAUUCGCACGGGGGGCGACUCGUUCUCAUUCCCAUGCAUCGCUACGCGAGAAUCUGCGAGGGGCGAAUAAGGGCUUUACUGUUAGUGAGUCAGAGAUGUGUAGUGUGUGGCAAUCUGAGCGAUGUGCAGAACAAGACAAGAUUCUUUGGAAACCACACACACACACACACACACACACACACACACACACA
Messenger RNA from Pungitius pungitius (ninespine stickleback), 2906 nucleotides. Its product is annotated as microfibril-associated glycoprotein 4. Bases 453 to 1751 code for a protein of 432 amino acids. NCBI's taxonomy places the organism in Eukaryota, Metazoa, Chordata, Actinopteri, Perciformes, Gasterosteidae. The record is from RefSeq and is a predicted model, not a curated record. The transcript is spliced from 8 exons.